AUCGAGCUCGAGAUUCAAGGAGGACCAUCCCCUCGCCCUCUUCUUUCUGUACCUCACUUGCUCUCCGACGAAUCAGCCUGCUAUUACCAUGGCUACGUUCUUGCUGAGAUGGCGGUGCAUCAAACUCGCAACUUCUUCUUGAAGAACUUCGGACAGAUUGUGGACAACAACAAGAUCGGGCCGAUGCUCGAGGAGGCGUACUGGCGGCCCGGAAACCUGGAGAUGUUCCUGGACCUGGUGAAGAAGCUGACGGAGGAGCCGCUGACGGGGAGGCCUGGGUCAACGCGAUCAAGAUCCCUGUGGAUGAGAAGCUGGGUAAGGUUAUGCGCCAUCGUCCUAUGGGCUGACCGUCCUGCCACUGCAGAGAAGGAGAGGAAGGAGUAUGACAAGGCUGUUGCCCGCCCUGCUCCUGGUGCCGAUGCUGGAGAGGAGGAGGUUGAUCUCAAGAUGCGCGUUCGCUUCGUCGACGGUCCCACUGUCAUCGCCGACACCGAGGAGAGCAAGGGAGAUUUCCUUGCUGCCUGCCGCCAGUUUGAGCGCUUCCUCGAGGAGAAGUAUCCCCUUGCUGCUGGGGAGGGAGAGGGCAGCUCCGCUAGAACCUUCGGGUGAGGAGCCCGCCGUCGUGCCAUACCUGGAAGAGGAGGAGGAGGAGGAGGAGGGUCAUGUCUUGUGCUGUACAUGAACUUUCCUUACCUGAUG
Messenger RNA from Guillardia theta CCMP2712, 699 nucleotides. RefSeq lists its product as hypothetical. The record is from RefSeq and is a predicted model, not a curated record. The transcript has 5 exons. The annotation marks the transcript as partial. Lineage: Eukaryota; Cryptophyceae; Pyrenomonadales; Geminigeraceae.